AUGGGGUCUCCCGGCAAAGACUUCGGUCAAGAAGUAAGCGACCAAAUCAACGACGCCUUGAGCAGGCUGGCAACCAAGGAGAUGUUCCAGACGGACUGGGACAUCGCAGCCUUUGCCAUUUUCUUCAUUUUCAUCGGAGCAGUUCUCUUUUUGGUCCUCCUCGUUCUGAUCCGCUGCUGCUGCUGCUGCUGCGAUUGCGAGCCCUCUGGAUCGUACCACAAGGCUCCCAGAAAAGUUGGCGUCGAUAACCAGGCCAUGGAACCUUGAAGAGCAGCCAGGGCAGAUCGUAUC
Molecule: messenger RNA, 291 nt
Organism: Euleptes europaea (tarantolino)
Lineage: Eukaryota; Metazoa; Chordata; Lepidosauria; Squamata; Sphaerodactylidae
Gene: SMIM22
Product: small integral membrane protein 22
Exons: 3
Coding region: 1-267 (88 amino acids)
Biological process (GO): regulation of cell population proliferation
Source: RefSeq, a predicted model, not a curated record